AGGUGCUAAGUGUACAUUGGAAUACACAAUAUAUAUAUUUGUAACUAGAACCACUGUAUAUUCUGUGUCCACAACCCCCAGAGCCUGUUCUCAGGCUGCCUGAUUGGCUGAAUGAUGCCAAACACAAACAGGAAUCAGAUUACGGAGAGGUUUCUGGAUCUAACCCUGGAGGUCAACUACCUGCUGACUGGAGAGGUGAGGGAAUGUCAUUUUUACUUUUAUUUUACCUUUUAUACAAUGGAACUGUAGUUAACUGAUUGCCCUGAGGUGUCGGUAAGGUGAAUGUGGCGGAACCAACCACUGGAGGAGCCUGGUUGCUCGCCGGCUCCAUUUAGACUAUGGCCCCAUGUUUAAAACUGUUCGUGCCUUUCUGCCUGGGUGUUCGGUAGAUUCAAUCUACCGAACAAACUACCGAAUGAUCGACCACCUGGGAACUGGCGUGUGCCUUCAAUUGACCUCCCAGAAGCUGCGGUUAACCGCAGCUUAAUUGGUGAACGCUGGGAGGUCGCUGUUCGUGUAGCCAACAUCUGGCUGCUGGCAUUUUAAAGUCCCGAACGGCCAGCGGUGCUAAGCGCACAAACUAUGGAACUGGAAACGGACACUUAUUUGUGCGCUGAACUGCCAGCCUCCUAGCUCUUGCAUUUGGGCAUUUAACCGAAUGCUUGUUCAUUCGGUAUUUUUAUGUGUGAACGCUGUUACUCCAGAUAGCUAUGCCAUGGAGCCUAUCAGUAUAUCGAAAGAGAAUGUUAAAGACUUUGGCUCCAUGAACUGUAUGUAUGUGAUCUGAGCGCCAUUCGGUAAUAAUGUGCGCUCAGAUCUAAGCUAUCUGGGGAUAUGUAGAAUGUAGUAGUAGUAUGUUUUAUGUGAUAAAGGUAACCGUGUGUAAUUUUAUGUCGUUUUACUGAAAAUGUGUGUAAUGGAGUUUUGCCUCUGUCCUUGGAGAUAAUUGGAUUACUUCCCAAUUAUCUCCAGGACAGAGAGGAGGGAUUGUGAUGUGUAACGGACCGUUUUGCACAAAAGGGGAAAAAAAUGUUUAGGCGAUUGUCCCCCUUUCCAGUGAUGCAGGCACAGCUACUGCAGAACACCAAACUCCCGAACUGGAUACAAAAUAGCACUUCAACUCCCGAACUGGAACCUCCCAAAUAGCUGCUAGCAGACGAACAGGAAAAGCAGACAAUCAGCUUACACUCCUGGCAAUCAGUCUCUAACAGCAUACAGUGAAUCCCCCCAAGAACGAGACAGAGCUCCGUGUUGAGGGUCAAGCAGUGGUCUGUUUAAUGAGGGCUACCUGCCCAGUAUUUAUGCAGGUCUCACACCUGGUGGACACUCCCCUAGGGGACCAGAUGGAAGACUGUGACAAAAGACAGACAUGUACCAAUUACAGACAUACAGAAGUAAAACAUCCCCACAAUGCAUCCUGGCUUCCUCCCCUCUGCCCUGGAGAAGUAAUUCAAUUAUCUCCCAGGACAAAGGCAAAACUCCAUUACACAAAGACAGACUAUCACUUUAAAAUACAUAAUGGGACAAAUGGUACAGUAAAUAUAUACAUGCAACAUAUCCCCAGAUAGCUCAGGUCUGAGUGCACAUUAUUAGAUGAAUGGCACUCAGACCACACGAAUACAGUUUAAUUGCCAUGGAGCCAAAGUCUUUAAUUCCACGAACAGGCUCCAUGGCAUGGCUAUCUGGGUUAAAACAUUCCUCCAACAUAAAAUACCGAAUUUACAUGCAUUUGUUAAAUCCGUACGAAUUAGAACCAGGGGUUGGAGGUUCAGUGGUGCCUGCACGUAAAAGUGUCCGGGUUUGGUGCAGGAAAGCCGGGCAGAAAAGCGCUGGCUGCCCGGGGAGCUCCAGAACACCGCCAUCGUGUGGCGGCUAAGUGUAACCGCGACCACCCAGUAACAAUCAAUUAAGCUGCGGUUAACCGCAGCUACUGGGUGGUCAAUUGCCGGCACACGCUCGUUAAGCCGCGGUUAACCGCGGCUUCAGGGAGGUAAAUGGAGGGCGCACUCCAGCUUCUGGGUGGCCAAUUAAGGUCGCCGGCCGGCUUCCCACGGCUCUGGGGAGGCUGAAAAGAAACUGUUUGUUCGGUAGAUGGAAUCUACCGAACGGCUGUGCAGAAAGGGAGAAAUAAAUCCUUCUGCACAGUAAAAUUAACCCUUUAGCUGCCGGUCCAUAAUCCAAAGGCAGCAGGUGGGCAACCAGGCUCCUCCAAUGCAAUGUGGCGAGAUUGGUCUCGUCACAUGAUGCAUUGUGGGAUUGUUGAAAUGUGUAAGUAUGUGAUUGGUCCUUUUACCCUUUGUGUCCCAGUCUUCCAUCUGGUCCCCUAAGGGAGUGUCCACCAGGUGGAAGACCUGCAUAAAAGCCAGGUAGGUAGCCCCAGUAAACUAGUUCUGCUUGAUCCUCAAACGCAGUGUCGUCUCGUUUUUGGGGGGAAUUGGAUUGUAUGCUGUUACAGUGCGACUGCCAGGAGUGUAAGCUGUUCGGAUGGUUUUUCCUGUUCGGCUGUUUAACAGCAUUCGUGUGUUUCCUGUUCGUGAGUUGGAGUAUUCGUAUGGUUCCAGUUCGGGACUGGGAGAAUUUGUGUGUUUGCAGUUCGGGAGAUUGGUUAUUGCAGUAGCUGCCUGUGCAUCUGAAAGGGGAAUAUCGCCUAAACGUUUUUUAACCUCAUGUGUGCAAAAACGGCCCGUUACAGUGAACCCAUCAGGCCCUUUGCUAUUACCACCAAUGGGGACGGAGAGGUCUGUAAGUGAUGACUCUUUACCUUCAUAGUAAAUAAAAGAACAAGGAAAACAGCCCACCUGGGACCACUACAUCCAAAAUUUAAAUGGACACUCCACUGCCCAAAUAGAAAGAAAUCACUUUGUAUAGUCAUUAUAUAAUGUACACCUUGUAAUAUAAUUAGAAAAAGGGGAGACAGACCAGGUGGGUCAAAAGAAAUAGGGCGCCCCCUGGUGAAUUACCAUAUAUAUAUAUAUAUAUAUAUGUACGUAUAAAAUAUAACCUUUAAUAAUUACUACAUUAAAAUACUCCUAUUGCAAAUAACAAAAUGAGGAUAACAAAACAUGUUUUGUUAUCCUCAUUUUGUUAUUUUCAAUAUGAGUAUUUUAAUGUAGUAAUUAUUAAAGGUUAUAUUUUAUAUGUACAUAUGGUAAUUCACCAGGGGGCACCCUAUUUCUUUUGACCCACCUGGUCUGUCUCCCCUUUUUCUAGUUGUACACAUAAGUGAGGUUUAUCCCCUAUUUUGGACGCCCUAGAUACACACCCUGCUGGUCCCCGUAGGGGUAUCUAGCGUUUUUGUUGUAAUAGAAUUAUUAGAUACAUGAAUACAUGCAUUUACUGAUACAUUUUUAAAUUAGUGACAUAUUUAGAGACCUCUUGUCUGCAGCCUUUGUGAGCUCACACAGACUUUCGGUGUCUGUCCAAUCACAGACUUUCCAAUGCAGCUCAAUGAGAAGCCUUUACAAGGCAAGUGCUCUGGACAAUUGUUGCCUCUUGAGUUUAGUUCCACUGAGCUAACCAAACCAGGAAGUAACAGAACUUUUGAUAUGGUUGACAGCUUAAUGGAUGUCAUUUAAUGUGGAUUAAUUUAUAAAAGUGUCAAUUUUCCUUAGUCUAGAGAUGCUUCAGUAUUUUGGAUGCUUGCUGAGAAUCUUUAGGUGUCUAGAGUGUGUCCUACAUUUUACAAAAGUGCAGUUUUCCAUAAAAAAAAUGCAAUUUUACUCACCGGAUAUUCCUUUUUCCUUAGUAUGGUGGCAGUACAAUUGGGAUGUAGUCUUCCCAUGGGACAAGCAUCUGAUAUGAAAAAUUAACAUAAUAGUUCCUCCCCCAACAGGUAUAAGACACGACCUGCCAUGGAACCUCAGUUCUCUUUUUUGUUCCAUCAGAAACGGACAGCAUCUGGAUUUGUUGUAGUGAGGCACAAGGGUUGCUGCCAGGGGGAUCCGGCCCAUUAGCCUCCCUGGUGGAGCGCUGAGUGGCCUGCUUGCGUCCUGCAGGAAUUAUGGAGCAGGUAUGUUUAACUUGCUUUAUGCCGAAUGCGGUCACUGGCAAAGCAAGUAGGAGGUCUCUAGCAGCAACAAAUCUCUACCUGUACGAGACGCAUGCGCACAGUGGUGGAACGCACGCCCGGGUGGUAAUGCGUUCCAGCGGCGUUCCGACUGCACAUGUGCGGUCGGAAUUCCUGGAAAUGGUGCCAAAUUUGAAUCAAUGCUGCCUAUUUAAACUGUGCAGAUCUGACUGACCGCAUGGAUGCUAGCCAGGAAGGAACUUCCGUGUCACCAACUCCCCCCCACACAGGUCAGAGGUUUUAGAGGUGAUUUAUUUUCAGUUUCUUGUCUUUAAGAUCUCUAUUUUAUUUAUUUUAUUUAAUUUUUACAACAGUUUUGUAAUUUCUUGUGUGUUGCAGAUAUGUCCUGUCUCUGCAGAUAUUCUGGAUAGCGACAAGUUGCCUGCUCCUGCUCCUAAAAAAAAAAGCCAGUUCUAAAUCAAAACAUCUGAGUUGUAGUGAAUGUUCCACACCACUACCAGAUGGUUCAAAACGGAAAAUCUGCAAUCAGUGUUCGUCCUUAUCACUGGAUAAGUGCAAGCAAUAGGACAUGAAGUCAUUCUUGUCUUGGUUUCAAGACCAUCUGGCCCAGACAUUUGAGUCAUUCAAAGAUUCUGCAGACUAGAAGGUUACAGCUCCUGUUAAAGCAACAACCAAACAAAGGCUAAAAUGGAAGAGAUCUUUGUCUAGAUUAGAACGGUUUUCCACAUGAAGAAUUGAGGAGGUUUAUUAAAGAAGUUAAUGUUACCUUCUCUGAUGACACAUCAAAUAAAGCAAGUAGAAAAGCCCUUCCAGUUCAACAGCAGAUUUUGGACCUUAUGUACAGAGGGCAUCUAUUUCCAGACAUUUCAAGAGCAUUAGGGAGAAGACAAGUGGAAAGACUUGCCAGUCAUUGACGUACAAGUUGCUCAGUUGUCUAAAAAGACUACCAUACCGAUUGGAGAAGUCUCUGGUCUUAAAUACCCUAUGGAUAAAAGGGCAGAAACAUCCAACAGAAAAGAAUAUCAGGCAGCAGGAUUUCAGGCUAGAGCAGCAUCGGCUUCAAGGAUUGGAAGAUAGCCUGGGUGAACACCAAGACAAAGAUCUUUCUUACCUGUUCCAAAAUGUAAGGUUAUCCAAUUAAUACAUGCUAGAUGUUAUCACGGAGGUGAAUAAACUUUCGUCUCGUGUCAUGGGCUUGACAUCUGUGGCCCGCAGGGCACUUUAGCUUAAAGUCUGGACGGCUGAUACGGCCUCAAAAUCUGCACUGUGUGAACUUCCUUUGGGGAGGAAGAAAUUGUUUGGUUCUUCUUUGGAAGAAUUAAUCCGACAAAUGUCGGAAACCAAAAAGGCUCUCCCUCAGGACAAUAAGUAUUCAUGGAAGCCCAGAAACAAAAACUUCAAGUACAAGAACCGUAGGAGGUAUCAAGACAAACCCAGGUUGAUUUGAGGUUUGACACACACAAAGACAUCAAGUCUGACAGAGCAAAAAGAUUCUGGCGCCAUACGAGUGGGUGGACGAAUACAACAAUUUGCUCACGGAUGGAGGAAGACCACUGCAAAUCCAUGGAUUCUAAAACUGGUUGCGAGGGGAUACAGAAUAAGGUUCUUAGGUGUUCCAAGACCAAGUUUCAUUGUCUCCUCCUAUUGUUCAAAACUAAAAAACAUGCCCUCUUCUCCGCUACAGUCACACUUUUAAAGAAAGGAGUUGUAGAAAGAGUUACAAGUACCUAGCUAUAUCAGGGUGUCUACUCCCGGUUGUUCCAGGUCCCAAAACCAGAUAUGUACUUUCAUCCCAUUUUGGAUCUUAAAGAGCUAAACAAAAGGAUUCCAUACCAGCAUUUCAGAAUAGAAACCAAAGCAUCAGUCACUUAUAUCCUUCAAAUAGGGGAUUUUAUGGCGACUUUGGAUUUAAAAGAUGCCUACCUUCACAUUCCUAUGGACGUAGGCUCAAGAAAAUACCUGCGGUUUGCCAUAAGAAAAGGUCACAAGGUUCAUCACUUUCACAGCCUUCUUAAGGGUGCAAGGAAUCACAGUUGUUCCAUAAUUGGACCUCUAGCACAUAAAGGCAAAUUCAAGAGACGCUCUAGAGUCGGAUGUGGCUUAACCCCUUAAGGACCAAACAUCUGGGAUAAAAGGGAAUCAUGACAUGUCACACAUGUCAUGUGUCCUUAAGGGGUUAAACUCCUCAGAAUCCUGAAAGAACAUGGUUGUGUUAUAAACCUAGAAAAAUCCCAUCUGCUUCCUUACAAGGUCAAUUCAGUUUCUAGGUUUUUUUAAAUCAAGUCAGACACUCUUUCUAUUCACCUAACUGGGUGAAAAAGAAGAAAGCUCAAGAAACUGAUAAAGGAUCUUCAGUGAAAACCAGAAUGUUCUGGGAUAAAAGCUAUGCAGGUGUUGGGACACCUCACCUCCACCAUCCCAGCAGUACAAUGGGCCAGAGCAGAAUCAAGGCAUUUACAGUGGGAAAUUCUUGCGCAGUGGUCAAAGAAAGAAGACUUGGAUGCUUUGCUAAGUAUAUCAGAUCCUGUAAAAAGACAACUAACUUGGUGGCAAAAGACCAGUUUCAUGGCAGAAGGACUAUCUUUUUGACCCAAAAAUAAUUGCAACGGACCCUACAAAUACAGGUUGGGGGGCUCACCUGCAGUAUCACUUAAGGCAAGGCACAUGGUCGGAAGAUGAGAAAAGGGAAUCUUAAAAUUACAUGCAGUUGAUAACCGUCUUAUACGCUCUUCAUCAGUUCAGAGCUCUGAUUGUGGGGAAAGUGGUGAAAAUGCAGUCAGACAAUCAGACUAUGGUGGCUUACCUGAACAAACAAGGAGAUACGAGGGUAAGAAAAUUGCACUCCCUUUGCACAAGGAUUAUGUCCUAGGCUCAAAGUCAUCUAGACGACCUGUCCGCUACUCAUAUACGAGGGAUAGACAACAUUAUAGCAGACGAUUUGAGCAGAUAAGAAUGGUCCCAGAAUGAGUGGUCUCUGAAUCUGGUCAUUUUUUUCUCAACUAGUGAAAAGAUUUGGUCUGCCUGUCAUCGAUCUAAUGGCAAGAAGGUCAAAUGCAAAGGUGAUAGCAUUUGCCUCCCUCUUAAAGGCAGACAUGUUCUGGAUGGGCUGUUGAUCAGGUGGGAAUUCAGCCUUGCAUUCAUAUUUCCCCCGUGGAGUCUUAUCCCAAGGAUUCUGUAAAAGGUGAAAACAGAACAAGCAAUGGUCCAGGCCAUAAUCCCAUACUGGCCAAAUUGAAGCUGGUUCUCAGUUUUAAUGAAGAUGGUUUUGAAGUACUGGGAACUUCCGGCGUCAACAGAUCUCUAGGAGAACGAAGGGGUUCCAGUAGAGUUGUUGCAAAUGUUCAAAUUGACCGUUUGGCUUCUGCACGGCUAAUCCUGCAUAACAAGGGCAUUAAGAAAGAGAGGUUCAAGUUGUUGCUAAAUUCUACCAGAAACUUUACCUCAGCUAACUACUUGAAAAUUUGGACGAAAUUUCUUCAUUGGUGCAUCUCUCAUCGUUGCAUAAGAUCUUCUACUGAUACAAUCUUGCGUUUUCUUCAAGACGGCCGUGAAAAAGGUCUUCAUUUAUCUACUCUCAGCCAUUUCUGCUCUCAGCCAUUUUUUGGUAAAAAAAAACUUGGCUUCAAAUCCUUUCAGGAGAUUUUUUUAAGGCUGUCAGGCUUAUGAAGCCUCCCCAAAAAAUUUUUUUUUUUCCCUAUUGGGACCUAUAUUUGGUUUUGAAGUCUCUUUGUACCCAGCCUUUCGAACCUUUGGAGGAAACUUCCUUGAAGCUCCUGUCUCUGAAAACUGCAUUUUUGGUGGCCAUAACUUCCUCUAAGAGGAUAGGUGAAAUUCAUCUGCUGAAUUUACUAAAAUUCUUCCUGACAAGGUUAUUGUGUAUCCAAAACUUUCUUUUUUACCUAAAGUCAUCCCUUUCAUGGCUAUCAAUCAACCAAUUUCCCUGCCUUCCUUUGGUUAUCCAUCUGUCUCCGAUUUGGAUUAUAAUUGGCACAAGUUGGAUGUCGGAAGAUCUCUGAAGAUCUACUUAGACCGCUCCUCUACAUACAGGAAGACUGACCAUCUUUUUGUCAAUUUCUUUGGAAACUUUAAAGGUCAUGUUGCCUCCAAGUCUACUUUAGCGAGAUGGCUCAUGGGCGCGAUUAUAUUGACUUAUUCCUCCUCAAAUCUGCCUCUGCCUGCCUCCUUGAAAGCUCAUUCUACUAGAGCCAUGGCUGCUUCCUGGGCCGAAAAAGCAUGUGCUUCACCUGAAGAUAUCUAAAGAGCCGCUACAUGGUCUUCAUUCAACACCUUUGUCAGUUAUUACAGACUAGACAAAUUCUCUGCCUCUGACGCUGCUUUCAGGCAAAAGGAUUUACAAGCGGUGGUUGCAUAAUUCCCACACAUAGCUCUGGGGUUUCGAUAUAUCCCUAUGGUAGGUACUGCCACCAUAUGUCAGGAAAAGCUGCAAUUUUACGCACCGUAAAUUCCUUUUUCCUUAAUAUGGUGGCAGUACAUCACUCCCUCCCUUUGUUAAUAAAUUUUGAUAUUUUUGCAGUAAUAAGUGUCUGAGGUUUUAUUGGGACGUACUGAGGUUCCAUGUCAGGUUGGUGUCUUAUACCUGUUGGGGGAGGAACUUUUAUGUUAAUUUUUAAUUUCAGAUGCUUGUCCAACGGGAAGAGUACAUUCUUAUUUUACUGCCACCAUACUAAGGAAAAAGGAAUAUCCGUUGAGUAAAAUUGCAUUUUUUUUAUGGAAAACUGCACUUUUGUAAAAUGUAGGACACAAUCUAGACACCUAAAGAUUCUCAGCAAGCAUCCAAAAUACUGAAGCAUCUCUAGACUAAGGAAAACAAUACAAAAGUAGCUUGGAACAUAUACAUCCCAUAAUUCCGUUUUCAGUUACCCGUUUUACUUUAAAUAUAUUUGAGGUGACAUUGUGACUUUUCUGAGCAAAUUACUGGAACAUGUGAGCAAUGGGCAGGGAAAUAUUGAAUGUUAAAAGCAGAUAAUUCUUACUUGUAGUGUGUCUUUCUCUAACUCCAUUGAUGCACAUUAGACCUCCUUUCAUUAUGUAGAAUUAUAUUGUUGUGAAGAGGCCUGCUGAGUCCAUACUACAGAGCAACAGUCCCUGUGUGUUGGAUGGAUCGAACAGGAUCCAGAGCCCCAGCACGGUGCCUCCACCUCACUCACUGAUGCAUGAUGGAAACAACGAGCAGAAGAUCAUGAAACUGACCAAUAAAAUCAUCCACCUGCUGACUGGAGAGGUGAGGCGAGGCUGCUGGGAAUGUGAUGUGAUAUAGAGUAAAUCAAAGGGAUGUGUCUGGAUGGUAACUGUAUCAUUGUGUGUGUCAGGUUCCUGUUAGGUGUGAGGAUGUGUCUGGAUGGUGACUGUAUCAUUGUGUGUCUCAGGUUCCUGUUAGGUGUGAGGAUGUGUCUGGAUGGUAACUGUAUCAUUGUGUGUGCCAGGUUCCUGUUAGGUGUGAGGAUGUGUCUGGAUGGUGACUGUAUCAUUGUGUGCCAGGUUCCUGUUAGGUGUGAGGAUGUGACUGGAUGGUGACUGUAUCAUUGUGUGUGCCAGGUUCCUGUUAGGUGUGAGGAUGUGACUGGAUAGUGACUGUAUCAUUGUGUGUGCCAGGUUCCUGUUAGGUGUGAGGAUGUGUCUGGAUGGUAACUGUAUCAUUGUGUGUGCCAGGUUCCUGUUAGGUGUGAGGAUAUGGCUGGAUGGUGACUGUAUCACUGUGUGUGCCAGGUUCCUCUUAGGUGCGAGGGAUGUCACUGUUUAUUUUCCUUGUAGGUGUGGAAGUAUUUAGAAGGACACAAGGAACCUUACAAUGACUUAAUGAUGGACACUCACCAGCCUCUCAGCUCACUGGGUAAGAGGAAGCACUUUAAAAAAAAAAUAAAAAUAAUUUUUUUUAGAUUUUUGCUGUGCAAAGGAUAGGUACAAACAAGCUCGAGGUACCCCAACGGCAAUCCUCUAGCAUCAUAUCAAGCUUUACAAUCGGGGUAGUAGAUUAGAUGUGCACAAUUUUAUAUUAGAUUAAUAAACAUGCGUGAAGAUUCAAGGUAUGGUAGCAGGAAUUAGUGAAACACAUUACAGAUAUUAAGACUAUGUUAGGCUUUCUGAUGCUGAUUAAAAUGUAUAACAUGCUAGCUGGGUAUAUAAUCAGAUAGAUAUAUAAUAACAUGAAUAGGCCUAUGGUACGCAAAGCCAUCCUGUCUAAAUAGUGGAGGGUGGCAAGUGUAUGGUGUAUUCUGUGAGAAGUUGUGUAGCACAGAGUAAGAGAGUGUAGGUGUAGUGUCAGGCCUAGUGUGCUGGCAAUGUGAGGCAAUAUACAUAGUUAAGAUCACUAGACAGGUUGCGAAGCUGCGCCGUCUGCAAUAGGACAUGGUGAUAGAGUCCUGCAUGGUGAAGGCGGUCGUGGGCCCUGUGAAGAAUCCCCCUCCAUUCAUUCAAUACUUUCCCUCCCUGCUACUUUAUUCAUGGAUUUAUUACUGUGACGAAGUGCCCUUCGCCACUUGUGCCUGGAGAAGCAUUCAUUCAUUCAAUACUUUCCCUCCCUGCUACUUUAUUCAUGGAUUUAUUACUGUGACAAAGUGCCCUUCGCCACUUGUGCCUGGAGAGGACUGCUUGCCCUCCUCUUGCCCUGUGACUAUGGACCCUGGGAGAUUUGGCCCGUUCAAUUCAGUAUGAUAGGAGUUAUGUAUUUUUGUAUCCUUUUGUGUUUUACUGGGAACAUGUGCUCAAUGGAGUCUGCCUCUAUCCCUGGAUAAUUGGAUUAUUUUCCCCAUUGUCUCCAGGAUAGAGGGCUCUGUAAAACCGGUUUGGGCCAGAUAGCCAUGCUGCCAGCCAGGCCCCCCAGAAAUACUUUACUAACUUCUGAACCCCUGGUCUGAUUCAUGCCAUUUUUUUGAUAUGUUGUUUCCCUGGAUGGAUUGAUUGUGAAUAUAUAAUUUUUAUGAAUAUGCUGUAAAAACUGUAUUUUUCCUGCAUGUGAUAAUUGAAUCUUCUAUUGUAUAAGAUAAUUGAAUUACAGGCAGAGGGGAGGAUUUUGUGUGGGCUGUAACCUCUGUUUUAUUGGCUACUGUAGAUAACGUGUGUGUCCCUCCCCUGCAUGGGAGCAGGGCAUAAAAGAAACUGUAGCUUGAAUACCUGUUGUUGUUACUUCCAGUAAAGUCUUGUUCCAGCAUUAAGCCUUGGCUCAUGUUUGGGGGAUUGGAAAACUACACUCUGGGGAUUGCUAUAAUCUUACUCCCCAGAGUAAACUCUUGCAAUAGCUUGAUUUGUUCCUGCUACGCUCUCUGGAUUUAGGAGAGGUUCACCCACUGGGAGCUGGAUCCUGGUCGUGGAUCCAGGGUGGGUGGAGUGGGCGAGACCCCGGCGCAGCUGUAUUGCUGGAAGUAGGGUCUGCAGUGCUGAUGGUGUCGGUUGGAGUGCUUGGAGUCCUCAGCGAGCACUAGGCGCAUCGAUUGGCGGAGGUACUCAGUCGGAGUGUCAGCGUUCCGUCACAGGCCCAUCUAGCUGAUACUCCAGACAGUCAUCCGAUGCCCCUACGGGGGUCGUUUCUCGCGAGUGGACUCAGUCUGCAUUGGGGAGCAGUGUAGCAAUGUGGAGGCAGAGCGCCCCUCCAGCCCUGGGGUUGCGAGAGAGCCGGUACCCUUAUAUCACGAACAUGGAGUACUGCGAGGUCCAGGGUCUUCCUGUUAGGGAUAGUGCGGUGGGCGCUGCUUGUUGUCUGUGUGGGACUCCAUUUGAGUCUCUUAGCCCUCCGCGUGUGUGACCGGUACCUUUGGGUCAAAACCCUCUUUGCUCUCAGUCCAGGUGGGCAACGUGUGCUGGUUGUGGAAGCUGGGGACAAGUUCGCGCCCUUAAGAGGUUUCCUAAUCCUCCUCAUGCCGUCCUCUUCUGCUCCCAUAGGUGGCAGUUGUAGGGUGUUAAGAAUAUCUUACACUCCAGCUGAGUAAAUCUGUGCAGCGGCUCCCGAAAUCCAAGUAAAUACAAAGGGGUUGUGAAUUAUAGCUCCCAAUACCCCAAACAUGAGCCAAGCCUUCAUGAAAGGGUAAAACGAUCUGGUUUAUUGAUGGCCACAGCUGGGCCUUUUAUGCAGGUGCUCCAGCAAGGGUUACUCCCACAAAGACCUUGUGGAGGACAGGAACACAAAAUACAGUGCCCACAUAUAACACACUCCCACAUGAAAACUUAAUUAUCUCCAGGUAGAGAAAAUAUUUCUAUUUUACAAAAGUACAUUAAAAUACAUAACUUUGUUUGAACCCCAUCAUUCGACAUAUCCCAGAUAGCUUGGGUCUGAGCGCUCAAUAUCGUGGAACAGCGCUCAGAUCCUACGAACACAGUCAAAUCGCCAUGGAGCUAAAGAGUUCUUUUCUCCAACUGUUCGUUUGGCCAGCAUUAGCUCCAUGGAUUGAGCUAUCUGGGGUCGGUCUCUUUCGCGAGUUUAGUGUAACGAAUGGCACGGCGUUCGUGUAGAUAUAAACGAACAAGGUGGAAGUUGGAUAGUCCCAACGGUGUUCGUGUGAAAUUGUGGCCGAAAAUAGUUUGACGCAGUCGACGACCAAACACCCAUGGGCGUUCGUCAGUUUAAAAUGGCUGCCACCAUGUGUUUGUUCAAAUGAACGGCGACCACCCAGUUGUUCAACAAAUAUCUGUGGUUAACCGCAGCUUCUGGGCGAUUUAAUGAGCUGCACACUCCCAGUGCAGGUGGUAUGGCUGUUCGUUUUUUUAGGAAAGGGCGAAAUAGGGCUAACUACACUAACAGCAGAUGAAAUACAAAAGGCUGGGCAUUCAUAAAACAGGGGUUUUGCAUUCAUGACUUAAAGAUCUUGGCUAAGAUACAGGCGGACAGACUGAACCCGCUUCUGACCUCACUUAUCCACGCUGAUCAAGUAGGGUUCAUACAGGGUCGGCAGUUGUUCGAAAACACCAGACGGACUGUCGACUUGAUCUGGAAACAAGUAGCAACUGGAACACCUUCUCUGGUCAUAUCUAUUGAUGCAGAGAAGGCCUUCGAUAGGGUUAGAUGGAAGUUCUUGUUCUCAGUGUUGACGCACCUUGGAUUUCCGGAUGAAUUCAUGCAAGUUACAAGAGCAAUGUAUCACGAUGUAAGGGCACAGAUACAGAUAGCAGGAGCCCCAAUGAACCCUUUUAGCCUGCACAACAGGACCAGACAGGGAUGUCCUCUCUCCCCCCUUCUUUUCGUGCUGGCUAUGGAACCCCUUCUUCAGGCAUUACGCAGGCACCCAAACAUCAGUGGGGUAACGGUUGGGGGGGAAGAAUUUACUGUAUCCGCUUAUGCGGACGACGUCCUUCUCACUGUGACGAACCCACUUGAAUCAAUAUCGGCACUACAGAGGGUCAUACAAGAAUACGGGGGCCUGUCCGGCUAUAAGGCCAACAAUCCGGUGCGAUGUCUAUAGGUCUACCGGCAGCCGAUGUAGCUCUGAUAAAGGAAACGCACCACCUAAGGAUGGAACCGAACUCCUUAAAAUACCUAGGAGUCCACUUGACGGCAGAUCCUGAUCGACUAUAUUCUAACAACUACGAUCCCAUGCUACGGACUCUAAUGGGAGAUCUGGAAAAAUGGUCAGACAAACCUAUCUCUUGUUUGGGGCGUAUUCACUCUGUAAAGAUGAAUAUCCUCCCGCGCAUAUUGUUUCUCUUUCAAGCUCUCCCUGCCCGCAUCACAAAAUCUCAACUGUUGCCGCUACAGAGGGUGAUCUGUGACUUUGUGUGGCACAAUAAGAGACAUAGAAUAGCCAGACAAAUCCUAUAUAGGCGAAAAGAUAGAGGGGGAUCGGGGCUCCCAAACCUGUAUUAUUACUACUUGGCGGCACAACUCUCUCAGGUGGCCGUGUGGCAUUCCCCUGUGGGGGAAAGGAGAUGGGUGGAAAUUGAAUCUUUGAUGGUAGGCCUCGAUGUCCCCCAAUUCACGUUAUGGGUCCCAAAAGAACACAGGCCCAUGAUAAGGGUAACAUGCCCGGCCAUCCUUAACUCUCCGAUUAUGGGAUGCGAACUGUGUCAAAUUUGGACUCGCUUCAUCCCCUUCCCCUAUGGCUCCGAUACUCAGAAAUAGAGUUUCCACCUGGCAUGGCCCCUAGGAACUUUCGAAAUAUAGAAAAGACUGGGCUACAGCAGAUUUACCAACUAUAUAGAGAGGGGGAUGUCAUACCUUUCCAAGACCUCCAACAAAAUACCCACCUAACUCCAGCAGACUACUUUAGAUAUGUUCAGAUAAGGGACUUCGCUAGAAGACCCCGUAUUAAAGCUGCAGCCCAGGAACAGUUUACUUUUUACGAGAGACUAUGUAGAGAGGGAUCAGCCCCCAAAGGAAUGAUUACGCUUCUGUAUGCACAUCUCAGCACGGAGACUAAAGAAUGGGGUAGAUUGAAAUACACAGAUAGAUGGGAGACGGACCUGGGGGAGGAACUGGAAGGAAUCAAAUGGCAGGAGAUAUGGGAGGCAACCAAGAGCGCUUCGAUAUGUGUCACGCAACAGGAGCAGGCAUGGAAAACCAUGCUCAGCUGGUAUACUACUCCGAUAACUUUGCACAAAAUGCACAAGAUAGAUACUGACGAAUGCUGGAGGGGUUGCGGAUUCCGAGGCACGUACCUCCAUAUGUGGUGGGAAUGCCCGAAAAUCCGUGGUUUCUGGAAGUUGGUUGAAGACCUCUUGAAGCAGACGUUUGGCAAACCCCUGGCCUUGGACCCAUGGAUCUACCUGUUAAAUAGAUCUAUUGAGGGAUGGACGAGAAGAGAGCAGAAACUGGUACGGGCGAUAACUUUAAGUGCACGCAGAGCUGUCGCAACGGCGUGGCUGCCACCUGGAGGCCCGGAGUUUGGGGGGGUGAUCUCUAGGAUAAAGGAAAGCAGAAUCAUGGAAGAUCUGACUGCUAGACUAAGAGGAACAACCGUAACCUUCCAGAGGGUUUGGGAACCAUGGGACAAUAGCGUAAUGGGCUCCGGUAACAAUUGAUGGGUCGAAUAUAUGGUUUAAAUUGGGAUCCGACACUGCAUGGUCGGAGUCGGAAUGAAAUACCUCAGCCUCGUCCGCCUCCACCCCCCGUCCCCCCGUCCCUUCCUCCUUAUCCUUCACACUCACAUCUUUCUCGUCUUCUUAAUCCCUCUUCCUCGCCUUAUCUUUUCUUUUCUUUCCCUAUCUUUCUUUUCCACGCUUUCUCAACCUUGUUACUAAACCCUUGGUUUACAAGGGUUUUUUUUUGUUUUUUUUUUACCUCUUUAUUUCUAACAUUGUCUCAGUCGAUGGUGGCAUCAUUUAUUUCCCUCACUCAGGCAUGAGUAUACUGACGGAGAAUUGAGGAUGCCUAAAGUACACCCUGACAUGGAUGGAGUUAGGGCUCCUUCUCAGGAUGCAGGGCCUGACUAAAAGAUACAGUAUCAUCGAUGGGAGGCGAGAGGAAUAGCAUUCAUUAAGAGGCUUGUCUUUUGGGCUAACGUCAUAUUUCGUGAUUUCUUGCAUUUAGGCUCCUGUGCGAGCCUCACAGUUGUAUUGCUCUUGCUAUGCCUAUCAUGCAUAAAAUUGGGAAUUUAAGUGAUGUAGCCAUAUAAAAACAUAAAAUCCUCGAUGGGGGGCAAAUUGUAUGGAAUCUAUAAAAUGGCUUGUCAUAGGGGCCGAUGUUAAUUUUUAUGUUCAUAAGUAUGCUCUUUUAUAUUUUGGCUUCUGCGCAAGCCUCCAAGUUGUAUUAUGCUUGCAUUGCCUAUCGUGUGCAAAAAUAAAGAAUAAAAAAAAAAAAACAGGGGUUUUGUCACAUAGGGCAUUUGCUCGUUGUCCGCGGUCUUACAGCUUCUCCCAGGACUUUUCAAAUAUCGCGUCGAGUGUCUGGUGCUGUAGUGCUGGGGCCUGCUGUGUCAUACUGUAGCAGGGUCAGGCCGCAUGUAGAGGAGCCUUGUAGGUCCGCCAUCUUCCCUCCAUUCCCGAUCAGCUCAGGAGUAGUACUCCUCUAGGACGGGUUAGGCUGUGGCAGUUCGGGACGACGGGUACCAGGAUAACCACAGGGGUGAGGGGGUAGAAGAGUCUUACUCAGACGGGUCUUGGGACUGCAGGAGGAAAGUGGCUGUCUUUCCCCCACGCUCUCUCUCUGGUAGGCCGCACCUUGCUACCGCGGUUCCCGGGCACUCAGAACAUUGACUCCAGUGUCAAUAGUUGCGGGUAAGUUAUGUCUGCUUGUAGGGCUCCAUAGGUACCGUUUUCCAGCACCUCCCCCCGAAAAAUCACUGUGUUUGUCGCACAUGCAAGGCAUGUCUAUCUAGCUUGCUGGUCAGGCUCCGCCCCCAAAUAAAGCACUUUUUAUAUACACAGCUUGUGUUAUAACUAUAUAUACCGUAUUUUUCGCUCCAUAAGACGCACUUUUUUCCCCCUCAAAAGUGAGGGGAAAUGUCUGUGCGUCUUAUGGAGCGAAUGUGAAGAUUUACUUACCUGUCUUGGAGCGUGGGCCGGCUUCACAGCAUGCUCCGCGGUCCAGGAACUUCUAUUUCAGGUUCCGGUUUCCGGCGGGACUGAAAGGAAGUGCACAGUGUGGUGAGACAAGGGUGUACUUGGGAGUCAGUGGGUGAGACAAGGGUGUACUGUGAAGAACCUGACAAACCGGCAGGUCUCUGCCCACCGAGGCACCAGAAAUCAGACAUGGCCCACCAAAAUAGCCAAGCAGAAAACAUUAAUUGUGUGAUGAGGAGAGAUCCACCAAAGAUUAAGAUGCAGACCAUCAGUCAUUCUCUUUUCUCCAAGUGCUGAGAGCACUUUUGAGUGCUGAGGGCCUACGAACCUUGAAGGAGGGACAUAGCAGUAUGCGAUGUCAUAGACAUGUCCCAGGGUCACGUUAAAUUGUACAUGUUGGCAAGGAGAGAAGAUUCUGCCUAAUGGGUUUAGUGGCAGAUAUUGAGAGAUGUGGGUCUGCCCCGACAGCUCCAGGAGAAUUGGGAACUAUUGUUGAGUACUUCAAAGCUGGGUAAUGAGUAUUGAGACCUCGAUUCCAAAAUAAAUGAAGGACUAGCAGGAUCAUGGAGAAAGGUGGAUGGUAGAUAUUGGUCUCUUCUAUGUCUGCAGGACUGUAAUAUUCAAAUAGACUUGACAGACCCUGGACAUGGUGGUAUACAUAAAAGGGACAAACAUCUUCUUAAAUUAGGGGAAAAAUAUCAUGAAACAAUUUAAAAUCUAGAUAUUCCAAAAUAUUCUUCUCCUAACCUGGAAUGCAAUAUAUAAUGCAAAGAGAAACACAUACUGUCUGCAACAUCCAGUAUUAAAGAUGGCUGCUGGUUUAUAUCAUUCACAAACUGGCCACAAUUUAAUAAGCAUUACAAAUGAUUCAAUACUGUAAUAAUUUUUUAUUUUUUUUUAAAAUGAUUUAUCUACACAAAUUCCCAUAGCCUUUCAUGGUGACUUCUGUGGUUACAUCAUUUGGUAAGUUUUUUUCUAACAAUUGAAUAACUCGGGAAAUGUAUUAAAUCGAGGCUAAAGUAUCAUGUUCAAAUACAGAUGACCAUAACGAUUGUUAAAUAGUUGCUUCAAAAGUCAAGACAGGUUCACUUUAACAGGUGUAUUUAUUAAAGUGAGAAUUUGAAGUAAAUUUUAAAAUUUAAGCUCAAAAUAGCUGAAUGAAAUAAAAAAAAAAAUCUUUGAGUUGGGCUACUCUGGUUUUAAAUUCGAGAUUCACUCUGAAUUCUCAAUUGAGUAAGUUUUGGAUAGAAUUUGGACUUGGAUCAAAAACAUGAUUUGGUAGUCAGGUUUGUCAAAACUCAAGCCUGGUCUUUACAAGUAAGUGGUGUCUUUGGUCCUAUUGGGUUAGGAAUGGCUGCCCCUACUGAACGAGAGUAAGGCAAGAGAUGAACUGAAAAGGUUGUUCAGAGACUCCAGCUCUUGAUCAGCUGUAUUGGAGGGGGAGGGGGGGAGCAGGGGGAGCAGAACCCAGUAGAUUCCAGGUAUGAAGUCAAACCAUUUUACACCAGUUAAUACUUCUGUCACCAUAAUUACUACAGUAUGUUGUAGUGGUUAUGGUGCUUGCACUGUUGUUUUUUUCUUUUAACAAAAUAAUAAACAGACAUAAACUGCAGUGAGUGGAAACAGACAGCAUUUAUUGGGGGAGGCAGAUGCAAAAACCAGUAACGAGCGAUUUAUAGAUGUAGGCACCUUAUUCAUUGUGCCUCUAGAGUUUGAAAAACACUUUUUUACUUUUGUCUUUCAUGACCAAAUGGUUUGCACAUGCUGUGACAACAGUUCUCAAUAUUUUACCAUUAUACUCUAGAUACCGUAUCUCGUACUGUAUUUUCAGAGUUUGCAAAGAAAGAGAUAAAAGGAAGGUUUGUAAUUCUAUUUGUUUUCUUUCCAGCAGAUGGCUCUCUAAACUCAAGUGAAACCGAUGAUUUACCCAUCCAGGUCCCAUCAGCAAAUUGUGUGACUGUAGGUGAAGUUUCAGUUAAUCAUGGAGAAAAUUCUAUGACAUUUAAUGAACUAAAUAAGACACCAAGCAAAUCUGUUGGACCAGAAAUAUCUCUACAUGAAGAAAGAAAUCUACCAAUUGGAGAAAUUUACUCACUGAAAGAAUGUUCACAAACCAAAUCACCAACAGCUUUUAAUGUGGAGGAACCAGUCCCACAAGAAGACAUAAAUCUCACAGACAAUGACAUUAUUACACCCACAGAACAGACACAGUAUCCAUCUACUCAUAUUAAGGAGGAUCCUGCCUUGUGUGAAGAAGGGAAUCUCAUAGACACUGACAUUAUUACACCCACAGAAAAGACAGAAUAUCCCUCUAUUCAUAUUAAGGAGGAACCAGCCUCAUAUGACGAUGAAACUCUCACAGACGCUGACAUUAUUAGACCAACAGUACAAACAGAAUAUCAAUUUAUUAAUAUUAAGGAGGAACCAGCCUCAUGUGAUGAGGAAAAUCUCACAGAGACAAACAUUCAUACAAACAUAACACAUACAGAAUAUCCAUCUACUUAUAUUAAAGAGGAAUCACCCUGGUGUGAAGAAGGAUAUCUCACAGACAAUGAUAUUUAUACAAGCACAGAACAGACACAGACAGAAUGUGAAUCUACUCAUAUUACGGAGGAUUCAGCCUCUUGUGAAGAAGGGAAUUUCACAGACACGGACAUUUAUGCAAACACAGAGCAUAUACAGACAGAAUGUCCAUCUACGCCUAUUACGGAUGAUUCAGCUUCGUGUGAAGAAGUCGAUAUCAGUGAUCUGGACAUUCAGACCCUUCCGUGUGAUCCUAUGAUAGAAUAUGAAAGGAAUACCAAUAGCUCUGAUAGUCACGAAGUGUCACUCACCAAUUUAAAUCAAAUGAAAGCGACUUGUUCAGAAUGUGAGGAAAACAUUACCUGUAAAACAAAUCUAAUUGGACAUAAGGGUUUUGAGUCAAAAUCACAUGUUAUCGAAUUUCACAAGACUUGCCAAGGAGCUGAAUCACAUCCCCUUAUUAAACAAGAGAAACAGGAGACAAAAUCUCAUCCCAGAUGUCGUCUCAUUCACAGUGGAGAAAAGCAUAAACGAAAACAUUCUUGUUCUGAAUGUGAGAAAUGCUUUAAGUGUAUUUCCACUCUUAAGCUUCAUUUGAGGAGCCACACAGGAGAGAAACCAUUUUCAUGUUCGGAAUGUGGCAAAUGUUUAAGUCAGAAAAAAUCGCCUAUUGCUCAGGAAUGGAUUCAAAGUGAAAAGAAACCUUUCGCCUGCUCUGAGUGUGGGAAAUGUUUCAGUCAAAGUGGCAGCUUUAAUAGACAUCUCAGGAUUCACACCGGACUUAAACCAUUCUCAUGUUCUGAAUGUGGGAAAUCUUUCAGUCAGAAAAGCAACCUUGAUAGACAUGCAAUGAUACACACAGGACUUAAACCAUUUUCAUGUACUGAAUGUGGGAAAUGUUUCAGCCAGAAAGGCCAUUUUAAUACUCACCUAAGAGUUCACAAUGGAAAUAAACCUGAAAUUAAGAAACUAUAAUCUCCAAACGGAGUGUAAAAAUAAAUAAAACAUAACGCUCAUUAAAUUAAAUAAUCCCAGACCAAUGUUCAAUACAUUCAGGUUGUGUUUUAUAUAAAACACUGAUUUUAUACAUUUCCCAGCAUUAAAGAGUAAAGUCAAUAGACUAAUGUGUACAUUCAUCACAGGUAUUGUUUAAUCGCCAUAACAUCUAUGCAUCAUGGCAAACGUUAGGGUGCAUAGAGGGGUCUUUAUACUACAGCAGUUUGUCUAUGAUAUAUCAAAUUUAUAACUACAAAGGAAAAUAAAAACAAGUAGAAAGGGAAAAAUUACUUGAUACGUUGUAGUGCUGGUGUAAUCAUUUGAAAUAAUUGGGGAACGCAAUAAUUUGAAUAGUAAAUAAAAGGACUUUAUCACUAAUGAUAUAGACUGCGACAUUUAAGUCCGUACAUAAUGUAGUUAGCUUGAUCAAAGUAAGUUAGACAAUGGACUAUGAAACUAUUGUAGCAGUAUUGUCAGGGUAGAUUUUAUAUAUAUAUAUAUAUAUAUAUAUAUAUAUAUAGUAUUUACAAUAUAACUACCCCACCACGGCCUUAUUAACUCCAUGAGUUUAUUAGCUAAAAUAGUGAAACACAGGUUAGACAAGCUACACAGGAGACCAACGCUGGCCAAGGAAUAUAGAAGGUCACAACGGGGAAGAUUAUUGAAGCCUGGAUAUUCCAGAGUAGAGAAUUGUUAGCGAGCGACUAUGUCACGCAGCAAACAUAGAAAGUAUAUAGUUUUGGUAGAUACAGAGUCUUUGAAAAAGUUGAGACAAAACAAGGCAAUGUUUGAGCUUACUGUAAGUGGUAUCAAGCUACACACGAAACAAAGUCCAUUUUCUGAUGUAUACUAUAAAUGAGGGAGUCUGUCGGAAUGAGGCAACAGUACCAGAGAGAUCUGUAAGCAUGAUUGAGAUUGAAGAGUUGCCAGCAAUGCAGGGGGAAAUGAGGAUGAUGCCUGAGCUUAGUCAGAUAGUGCUAGCCAAGGUCGUAAGCAAGUAUGGUAGAAAUGUACAGGGAUAAUCCAUAACUGUAGUUGGGAAUCAGAGCCACUGAUGAAGUAACCAGACAGGUCACUGGGCCCACAUGGCGAAGCAGGCCAGGAGACUUAAUAAUUAAGCAAUGGGGAACUCACAGUGCAUUCUUAAAUAGGCAAUCAUGAUUAAUAGAACUUGCAAUAAUUAAGCAUUACACGAAAGGAAUACUAUGGCAUCGCUGAGUUAGGAAUAGGAGGCAAAGUUAAACCUGUAUUGGGGACAAGACAAAAAAUAAAAUCAUUGAUGUAAACGAAAACUGCAAAGUAAAAACCGCAUCCAGUCGAAGUUAUAAUCUUUCACUUUUUGAAAAGAGACUUUUUAUACCCCUAUUUAAUAAGCUAAAAGUUUAUUGACUUUGUUCUGCAAUUUUGGAAAAUUUAUAUUUAGGAGUGACACGUAACAAAAUACAAGUUACGGUUCUCACACAGCACACACUUUGAAUAUUUGUCUCAUUCUUCAGUUUAAAUAAAAGUUAUGUUUUAUUUAUUUGUAAACUAAACAUUAUCUAGUCAGCCUUGGAUGGCAGUGAUGGGAUGGGUUGGAGGCUGGUUACCCCAACACUCAGACAUGGAGGUGUAUGUUCUGUAGAGGCAGAGGGUCUGGCUCUGAAUAAUGGGGAGAACCCCUAUUUUAAUCUGUGCUUUGACCGAAAAUUGUUGGAUAACAGCAAAAGACUAACAGCACCUUAACUGCUACAAGGUGCUGCAGUGGUUUUGGUAGUUAGUACCCUUUUUUUGUACUAAAAUGAUUUUGCUGCAAUAGAUCUUGUCUGCUACCCCUUUACUAACCUAGCUUUCCACCCACCUUCUCAGCCUAUUUCACGGAUUACCUCUCCAGUUGAAAGAUUUCUUGUUAUAUUGACAUUUGUUUUCUGUGUAUUAUAUUUUAUUUCUUCCACUUUUAUUUACUUUAAAAUCUGAUAGCUCUCUCAUUUGAUUUACAGACUUUUCUUUCCUCUUAUACUGGCCAGAGUAACAAACAAUAGAUUCAGGAACUUCAAUCCGGAUAGUUUCAUUGGCCUUGAUUGAAUAUUUUUGGAUAAACUUUUCAAAUUAUUUACUUACAAAAAUUCCGAUAGACUUUAAAGAUGACUUCUGCGGAUACAUCGCUUGAAAUGUUUAUCCAAAAAUAUUAAAUAGAGGCUCUAGUUACCAUUGUGCCUUUGGUCUUUAAGAUGUUCUCCCAACUUCUGGUUCGUCCAUGUACAUUUGUUUUCUUUUUUCCUGUAUAUUUUAUACUUAGAAUUUCUAUUAAUAAAAAGAAUGUUUAAAAACCAA
This is a messenger RNA of Pelobates cultripes (western spadefoot toad), 22303 nucleotides long. Lineage: Eukaryota; Metazoa; Chordata; Amphibia; Anura; Pelobatidae. The record is from the annotation of a GenBank genome assembly.